Molecule: messenger RNA, 350 nt
Organism: Pseudopodoces humilis (Tibetan ground-tit)
Lineage: Eukaryota; Metazoa; Chordata; Aves; Passeriformes; Paridae
Gene: CARTPT
Product: CART prepropeptide
Biological process (GO): positive regulation of MAPK cascade; adult feeding behavior; cellular response to starvation
Molecular function (GO): neuropeptide hormone activity
Source: RefSeq, a predicted model, not a curated record
ACCAUGGAGAGCUGCCGGGCGCUGGCGCUGUGCGCCGUGGCCGCCGCGCUGCUGCUGAGUGCCCGCGGGCACGGAUCGACCCCGCCGCGCCGCGCCCGCGACCUGGGACCGCCCGGCGGCGGCGGCGCUUCCCGGGAGAAGGAGCUGAUCGAGGCGCUGCAGGAGGUGCUGGAGAAGCUCAAGAGCAAGAGAGGACCGCACUACGAGAAGAAGUUCGGGCAGGUGCCUAUGUGCGACGCCGGGGAGCAGUGCGCCGUGAGGAAGGGGGCUCGCAUCGGGAAGCUCUGCGACUGCCCCCGGGGGACGUCGUGCAAUUCCUUCCUCCUCAAGUGCCUGUAAGCAGAGGCGCC